AUGUCGGUGCUGGAGGAUCUGGUCCAGGCGUUUCGCGCCCAAGCCAUCAAGAACCUGGAUGCCGAUACCUUGGAGAGCUGCGCAACCAUUUGCACCAACUAUGGGAUGAAGGCCCACCAGCUGGUUGAUCGAUGGAGCACCUUUUGCAUCCGUGCCGAACUUCCCGAGAAGCCCUCCGUAGACAGCCUGCGCAUUCUGACUGCCGAGCUGGCCAAAGAAACGCAGCAAGAAGCCGAAGUACCAGCCACCCCACGCUCCGGGGGUGCUGGCGGCAUGCUCUCUGCUUUUGGCGCCAAUACAGAGAUUACCGCCAAGGUGUCGGAAAAACAACAAUCUCGCAAGCGGAGCUCUCAACGCCGCCAUCAAUUUGCAGAACCCACACCCAAGCGAGCCGGCGCUGACAACUCGCCUUCCACACCCACCCGUGGUACCAGCGCCUCACCGGCAUCAACACCUUCUGUCAAAAGCUACGAGGAGCGCCUGAAUAAAGACCGAGUAGAAGUUACUUUCAAUCCAGCCAAGCGUUCCACCACGGCCCCGAACCGCGACCAGCGAACACCGCUCACUGUGGCUGUCUUCCCCAACGCCCUUGAGAAGACUUACCGUUUCAUGUAUGAAAAACUUUUGGAUCGCGCUGCCAUUGUGGAUCUACUCAUCGACGAUCGGACUGAGCAGUUGAUAAAGAAGAACAAGCUGCUCCAACCUGCAGUACCGGCUGUUGGCGAUGAUCCCAAAAAGGAACAGGAGACCCAAGAGCGCAUGGCGAGUGUGGCAGCCCCAACACAAGACAACGUCCUUGUUGCGGGCCGCGUGUGUGUAGACGCUGGUGACGAUGGUCGCCUAACGGCUCACAACAUGGUGCUUGAGGUGGUCGCCGUUGAGGGCUCCAACUCGGCCGGUGAUUGCAUUCACGCCAAGUCCAUCUUUAGCGAUGCCUCAGCACCGCACGCUCGCACUCGGCCCAGUGAACUACUCGACUAUUACUUCAAAGACAACAGCAGCGAAGAGCAAGCUCUGGACAUUAUGGUGGCAACAGGCCCCUUUUCGACCUCGGACAACCUAGGGUACCAACCUCUGAUCGACCUCCUCGUGGUGGUCGAGAACAACGCUCCAGACGUCCUCAUCCUACUCGGCCCUUUCAUCGACAUUGAGAACAAGAAGGUCGAGAGAGCUGACCUGGAUCAAACUUUUACUCAACUUUUUGAUGAAAUGAUUGAAAAAGUCUGGGCCAAAGUCGAGCCCUUGUCUCACACACAUGUCAUUUUUAUCCCAUCGCUGCGCGAUGCCCAUCACGACUUUGUCUACCCCCAAGGCCCGCUAUCCAGCUCACACGCCAAGUUACUCGAACAGGAGCGCAUUUUUUGGUUUCCCAACCCUUGCACCUUCAAAAUUCAAGAGCUGGUUUUUGGCGUCAGCAACACGGACAUCUUGAUGCAUCUUUCCAAGCAAGAAUCGGCACACAAUGCAGGGUCAGAUCGCAUGGCGCGGUUAGCCCAUCACCUGAUUCAACAGCGAAGCUACUAUCCCUUGCUACCCCCGGACCAGAGCGUCCCCCUCAACUAUGCCCACAUCGAUCACGUGGCCAUGCCUGUCACACCCGACGUGCUCCUUGUACCGUCUGACCUCCGGUUUUUCAUCAAGGAGGUGAACGGCUCGCUUAUCAUGAACCCGGGUCGUUUGACCAAGUACACCAUGGGUGGAACCUACGGGCGUAUGGUCAUUCACGCGCCGCGUCGCAAUGACAUUCCUGAAGGCAAAAAAACCGUUUAUUCCAAUGUGAUAGAUCGCACAGCUGCUGCCAUCCUUGUGCACAACCGCAGCUACCCUCACUUCGAAAGCCCAACGCCAGUGUGCACUCUUCACCAAAUGGUCAGGACCAACCAUGAGGUGCCAACAGACCCGAAAGCCAUCCAGUCUGAAACUUGUGACGAGUCACGAGACUCGGCUAUUACGUCGGAUCAGCGGCUGCCUGCCAUCUCCCGCGAGACGACGGCGGGGUGGGCAGACGGACGGACGAGUCGCAUGAGUCACUCUUGGUUCUUCUCAUUCGCUUGUCUGUGUGUGGGUGUGGCCAUGUCGCAGCAGCUCCCCUUGACGAACGACGCAUCGCGCUUCGCAGCGCACCUCCAACCCGGAGAGCAGGUGGUGCGGGUCGUUCGAUCCCAGGACCCCUACGCUGUUGUGCGCGAACUGCGCCCCCUGGCUUUUAUCGGCAUCUUCUUGGGCCUGCUCUUCGUCGUCCCUGGCAUCUAUGGCCUCAUCUUUUGGAUCGGCUAUGCCUCCUCCAUGAAGGGCAAGGCUCGCAACGGCGCCCUCAUCGUCACCAACAAGGCCAUCUACAUGUAUACUGAUCCCUAUCCUUUCCUGGGCUGCUGCUUCCCCUGCAUCUUCACCACGGCGCGCACGGUGAAGCGCUACGCCUAUGACCAACUCGACGACGCUCAAUACCUGGUCCCUGGAGAAGGCACCUGGCCAAUGCAAGGCUAUCAUCGUUUGACUCUGGAAGUCCGCGACAACCCCAACCGUCCCGUCACCACCCACAUUGCCAUCUAUCAGCCCGAUCAAACCGGGGACGUGGUUCAAACAAUCAAUGCGCUCAAGGACGCUAACAUGCGCGCCGCGACUACCUCCAACAGCACCAUUGUGGUAACGGUACCCCAGCAAGGCGAUUCCAAGAUGCCCUCGGCACCCUAUCAGCCGACCCCGGCGCCUUCAUUUGCCACCGCCGCAAGCGCAGCCCCCCCGCCGCCUGCAUCCUAUCAAGGAUAUCAACCCACCGCCGCCACUGCCCCCGCCGCCACUGCCCCCGCCCCCUAUCCUGCGCCUAGCUACAGCGAGAUGCCCCCACCUUACAAGUAG
Messenger RNA from Monosiga brevicollis MX1, 2859 nucleotides. RefSeq lists its product as uncharacterized. NCBI's taxonomy places the organism in Eukaryota, Choanoflagellata, Craspedida, Salpingoecidae. Gene Ontology annotation, molecular function: DNA binding. Bases 1 to 2859 code for a protein of 952 amino acids. The transcript has 27 exons. Gene Ontology annotation, biological process: DNA replication initiation; DNA replication. The record is from RefSeq and is a predicted model, not a curated record. Gene Ontology annotation, cellular component: alpha DNA polymerase:primase complex.